This is a messenger RNA of Xenia sp. Carnegie-2017, 517 nucleotides long. RefSeq lists its product as uncharacterized. The transcript is spliced from 4 exons. Lineage: Eukaryota; Metazoa; Cnidaria; Anthozoa; Malacalcyonacea; Xeniidae. The record is from RefSeq and is a predicted model, not a curated record. The coding region runs from base 60 to 416 and encodes 118 amino acids.
GCUAUCUUUGCAUAUCGUUCAUAAGUAGCUGCGAAACUUUUUGCGCACUAUAGCCAAACAUGGGGGCGAUACCGAAGGGAACUAAAUACAUCAAAACGAUUCCUUUUUUCUUGAAGAUAGCAGAAUUUGGUGUACUGUUGAUUGCAAUAAGUACAUUGGGAGCAUUUUUAGACAACUUAGGUUCUGCCAUCAACCCUUGGGGAGGAAAAGGUAGCUUAUAUUUUGGAAUGUUUGCAAUUGUCGUCUCAUGGAUUGUUGUCAUGGUGAUGGUCGUUGUUUUUGUAACUGGAUUGCAUGAAACAGUCACUGUGAUCAACUGGCCAUUGACGGUAGGUGUUCAUGAACAUGGUGCUAUGGGGUGUAAUGCUGUUAACAGCCUGUGGUGUUAUGUCCAACACUCUUCGAAAAUAUUAUAACAAGAAGAUCUCUAAUACACUAUGUAACUCCCUGGACACUGAUGAAGUCGGUGUAGUAUGCUUUCAUCUUGUUAGUGCUACGGUUAGUCAUUCACGUAGUU